Molecule: messenger RNA, 2002 nt
Organism: Panicum virgatum (switchgrass)
Lineage: Eukaryota; Viridiplantae; Streptophyta; Magnoliopsida; Poales; Poaceae
Product: zinc finger CCCH domain-containing protein 56-like
Exons: 3
Coding region: 353-1447 (364 amino acids)
Molecular function (GO): mRNA binding; metal ion binding
Source: RefSeq, a predicted model, not a curated record
CCGGCCGCCGCCCUGCGCGCCGCUGCCUCCCGUGCCUGCGCCUUGCGCGGCCGGCGGCUCCACCCGCCGCCCUGCGCGCCGCGCGGCUACGGCUUGCGGCCUGCGGGCGCGUCUGUUAGCUUGGUCCAGCCUGCGCCUUGCUGCUGCCGCCCGUCACCUCCCGCCGUCGUCGCCCACUGCAGCUCUCCGCCCAUCGCUACUGAUUGGCCUACCCUAGUUUCAAUUCCUGGGUCCACCAUCCUCCGCCGAUCCAUGGUCCGACUAGGUUCUUCUCCGCCCUUUCCAAGUGGACGUGCGUGAGUCGAAGGGUAGAGUUUGGGCCCCAAAGUUUGGAGGGACGACAGUUGCUGGGAUGGAUUACACCAACGCCAUCCACAUCAUCCCGGAUGCUGCAGGCCCCGACGCCUGGGCCAACGCGGCGCCGUCGGCUGGUGGGGACUCCGCCAUCUGGGCUACCGAGGACGACUACCGCCAGUGGAGCAAUGACCCCAGCUACAGUGACCGUAACCCCUCCUCGCGGGCGGGGAGCGAGCAGCCACCGCCAGGCAAGAAGUCGCGGGGUGGGGCCGGGGCUGGGGGCGGUGGCGGAGGAGGAGGCGGCGAUGGCGGGGGCAGCAUCAGCACAAGCAAGUCCCGUGCCAUCGGCAAGGUGUUCUUCAAGACCAAGCUCUGCUGCAAGUUCCGAGCCGGGACCUGCCCCUACAUCACCAACUGCAACUUCGCGCACGGCAUGGAGGAGCUCCGCAAGCCGCCGCCAAACUGGCAGGAGAUCGUUGCUGUGCAUGAGGAGGCCACGGAGCAGCGGGAGGAGCACCAGAUCCCCAUCAUGACCUCCGGCAGCGUCGUGGUUGGGGACGGUGGUGGAAGUGGCUCGCAGGGGGGCAGGGCAUACAAGGGCCGCCACUGCAAGAAGUUCUACACUGAGGAGGGUUGCCCCUAUGGCGACGCUUGCACAUUCCUGCAUGAUGAGCAGUCCAAGGCGCGGGAGAGCAUGGCCAUCAGUCUCUCGCCCACGGUUGGCAGUGGGGGAUACAAUGCUACCUCUGCCACUGGGGGAAUGGUGCCGAAGCCGUCCAAUUGGAAGACGAGGAUCUGUAACAAGUGGGAGAUGACUGGAUACUGCCCUUUCGGGAGCAAGUGCCACUUUGCUCAUGGAGCAGCUGAACUUCACAAGUAUGGUGGGGGACUUGUCGACAUAGACAGCAGGGAUGCCGCGUCCACUCCCGACUCAAAGCAAGCUGGUGCUUCUGCAAAAGCUCCUGCAGAUUCUGCUGCUGCAUCCACCGCGAUGCCCCCUCACGCAGACGUGUACCAUCUAGGCAUCCAGUCGCAGCGUUCCACCAUCGUCAGCCAGAGGUCUGGGCACGUGCAAAGGCCCAUUCAGAAGUGGAAGGGUCCUGACAAGAUCAGCAGGAUCUAUGGUGAUUGGAUAGACGAGAAUGAGUAGGAAGGCAAGCCCUCGCUUAGUACCUGGCUGCCUUCACCUCGGCUGGUGCAAGCCGCUUACAAGUUGUAGAUGGCACUGCAAAACCUGGUCCCAGAAGGACGUGCGGUGUUGGUAUGAUUGUUAUGUUGCUGCAGGUCCUGUUGUCUCUGUUGUAUGCAUGCUUAAGAGAAGAUCAACUCUAAGACCCAUAUUGGGAAGGAAAACUGCAAGAACAUAGCAUGGUUACUGGUUGUGUUGUUUUCUUAGUUGAACUCAGAAGUCUCAUUCCUAUGCUUGUGCAAUCUGUGUGCUGGAAGUCAUGGACUCAUGGAUGGUGCAUCCUGGAAGUUACUGGUUCAUAUUAUUGGGCUGCCAGCGCCUAACUCUUUGGGCUAUUGGUCUGAGUUUCAAGAUCCAGCAGCACAUCCAGGUUUUGCUGCAAGAUGACUUGGAUGCUGGCUGAUGCUUCAUGAUAAACCCAAGAUACUUUCCUAAAAAGAUGUACCAUAAACUAGAGAUAAUCUUUUUGUACAUAUGACGUCUUAGUUAAGUGUUGCCCAUAUCUACAAAACAUAA